Messenger RNA from Lucilia cuprina (Australian sheep blowfly), 2866 nucleotides. Its product is annotated as transmembrane protein 47. The record is from RefSeq and is a predicted model, not a curated record. Gene Ontology annotation, cellular component: membrane; cell-cell junction. Bases 840 to 1451 code for a protein of 203 amino acids. The transcript has 7 exons. Lineage: Eukaryota; Metazoa; Arthropoda; Insecta; Diptera; Calliphoridae. Gene Ontology annotation, biological process: cell-cell adhesion.
AAUUUUCUUGAAUUAGACACACGACCAAGAGAAGAAAAAGAAACAUACAAAAAUAAUACGGGAGUUUUAUAAUUUCGAAAGCAUUUUUUCAAUACAAAAAUUCUUUAUAAUUUUUUUAGUUCUUUUAAUUUUAUUAUUGCACAAUAACCUAAAAACAACCAGUUUAAUUAUAAAAUAAAGUAAGAAGUCCACAUUACUAAGGUUAAAUAUUAAAAGAAAACGAAUUAAGAAAAAACUAGAACAAAAAAGUUGACGCCAUUUUGGUGUAUGUGUUGGAGACCUUAUAAAGUGAAAAAAAUAGAAAAUCGAGAAAAAGUGCGUGGAUGUGUUGUUUUUAAAUACAAAAUCCAAAACUUAAAGUGUUCAAAAGUGCAUUGAAAAGAGUUUAAAUAAAUUAUUCCCUACAAAUACUAAUAAACAAUUAAAAGUGCAGCUACAAAAAAGCGUAAUAUUACAAAAAAAAACCCAAUUAAAAGAUACUUUUUACAAAAAAAUAAAUAAAACAAAAAAACCUUAUCAAAUAAUUAACAACAUAUUGAUUGAUGGCAUUCCCUUGCAACACACACACAAAAAGUUAAAAAUAAUAUUUUAAUAAAAGACUUUUUUCCAAACUAACGCUAAACUUUUUUGAUAAAUAAAUAAAUAAAAAAAACAAAAGCAUUUUUUUGUAAAAUACAACAAAUUAACCAAAUAAGCAAUUAAGCAAUUAAGUUUUACAUAUUCAAUAAUAAGUUUAAAAAUAAAACAAAAUAAAAUAAAUUUUUUAUAACUCAAUUAAAUAAAUUUAAAACUACAAACAUUAUUUUACAAACUGUUCACGACGUCCAUCACCAUCGAAAAUGGCGCCCACAACGACUAUCGAGACCAUAACAAUCACCAGACCUUUAAAGGUCAUUGCAUUUAUUUGUGGUGUUAUAGUUGUUUUACUUAUGAUUAUGGCAUUGGCAUCUACCGAUUGGCUAAUGGCUGAAGGUUGGCGUCAGGGCCUCUUUGUACACUGCAUUGAAGAAGAUGUAUUGCCACCACUUCCAUUCAAUUUACAUGAUCCUCCAGGCUGUUAUCCCAGUCGUGAUGUCUUUUAUAUUCGAGCAACAGCUGUUCUGUGUGUCAUAACAUUAAUUACGGAUGUUGUAGCAACAAUACUAACAGGACUCGGUUUAAAAACACAAAAUCACAAUUUAAAAUAUAAAUUUUAUAGAAUUGCGGUAUUAGUAAUGUUAUUAUCAUUAUUAGCUGUUUUAUCGGCCUUAAUUAUUUAUCCUGUAUGUUUUGCCGGUGAAUUAAAUCUGGCAAAUCGACCAAUUUGGGAAUUUGGCUGGGCCUAUGGCGUAGGCUGGGGUGCAGCUAUUUUUCUAUUUGGAGCUGUUGUUCUAUUAUUAUGCGAUAAAGAAUCGGAAGAAAUUUAUUAUAAGGAAAGAAAAAUUGUACAUGAAAACCAAAUGCGCGCCUAGGCCAGGCCGCACGACCUGCCUGACGUCGUUCUUUAGACAUAUAAGUAUACUUUUUGAAUUGAAAACGAAACAAUUUUAUUUAUUAUAAUUAUUAUCAGUUAUUUUUUUCUCUUACUUUUUGUACUACCCUAAUCCAAAAGAAGAAAAAAAACAAACUUCCCUUUCCCAUAACAUUGAACUUAUAUCCCCCACAUUACUACAUAUUUUCAUACACACACACUCUUACUUGAUCCUCCUUCACCCUAUUCCAUGAAAAUUUAUAAGUUUGAGAAAGAUUUAAGAAAACGCAAAAAAGAACACACAACUCCCACUUUUAACUCGUACAUAAGCGCAUUAUAAAAUGGAAUAAAGUAAAGAAAACAAAGGCUAUAAACCAUAAAAACAUAUUUAACAUCAUAGACAUUUAGAAUUGCAUAUAUUACUAUAUACUAAUGAAAAACAAAUUAUUAACAAAACUAAAAACUAAACAAACAAAAUCAUAUGAAUCGUAUACAAAACAUAUAUAAAAAAAUCGUAUAUAUACAUUAAUAUAUACAUAUAUAUAGAGAGAUAUAUAGAGCACAUAUUUAUUUAGAAAUUUAUUUUGUAAAAUUCCCUUUUUUUGGUUUCUGAUAAAGGUUUUUUUUGCCCCUUUACGCUAUAAAAUGUUUUUGAUUUUUGAGUUUAAUUUUUAGAUGCGAUAUAUUCAAAACAAAACCUAUAAUCCUCGUUACAUAUAUUUAUAUAUAGAAAGAAAGAAAAUACAUAUAAAAUAUUUAACAAACAUAUAGAAAUCUUGUCAUAAUAUAUAAUUGCUUGAUAGUUUCUUAAUAUUUUUCACUUGUUUUGUUAAUUUUUAGAAAAUUUCCUUUAAUUUCUUUUUUUUUUCUCAAAAUUACAACAAACCACAAAAAUGUUUAUUAUAAAUAUUUGGCUAAUAUUCCAUGUAGUUUAUGUGUGUAAUUGUGUAAAAGAAAAUUUUAUUAGACAAAAAACCAAUCUGCAAAUUAUAAAAAAAAAACAAAAAUUAUUCCAAAUUUACUAUAUAUGUAUAACAACUUAAAAAAAAACAUUUUGACAAAAAGUAAAAGAAACAUAAUUAAAAAUGUUUAAUAAUAAUAGGUAACCCGGUCCGGUUUAAGCCAUGCUUACAUUAUAUAACCUUUUAAUUUAUUUUUGUUUUUUUUUUAAUUAAUUUUUCGUAUUUAUAACAAAAUUUUUAAACAAAAGUAAUAAAUAUAUUUGUUAAUAAUAUUAUCAAAAUAUUUAAAGCAAAUCUUUGAAUGAACACAAUAUUUAUACCUUUACUAACAUGGCACAAAAUAUUAAAGUUUUUCCAAAUUUCAAAUAAACACCCACCCUUCCCUUUUCUAUAUAGUUUUUUUAUAGAUUGAAAAUAAUUUUAUACAUACAAUUUUGUUGAGAGCAAAAAGUUU